This is a messenger RNA of Lolium rigidum, 1818 nucleotides long. RefSeq lists its product as uncharacterized. The record is from RefSeq and is a predicted model, not a curated record. NCBI's taxonomy places the organism in Eukaryota, Viridiplantae, Streptophyta, Magnoliopsida, Poales, Poaceae. The coding region runs from base 1 to 1668 and encodes 555 amino acids. The transcript has 17 exons.
AUGAAGUGCUCCGACGGCGACGUGCUGGGGUUCUCCGUCGGGCUGGGCAGCCGCAAGCGUUCGCCGGAGUACGCCUGCGUGUCGCGCCUUCGCCAGCGGCGACUCCUCUCCUUGCUCAAUCGGCAGGAGCUCUACAACACCUUCGACGCGCUUAUCUGCGAGUCGGAUGCGCUCAUGUACCCCGGGCAUCUGACCAAGCUCGUGGAGGCGGGCCGGUGGGAGGAGGCAUUCCACUACCUCUCCCGCUUCCUGCCCUCCGACCGUCUGCUCUCCGUCCACGGCCGCACUCUCCUCCACUUCCUCCGCGUGCACAAGGCCAUCGACGACAUCGUGGCCGGAGCGCCCGAGGGCCGCGCCGUCUCUGCGGCUCUCAAGCUCUGCUUCACCCUCGACGCUUUCCGCAGCAAGGGCAUCAUCAAGCUCCGUGCAAUGCUCUGGUCACUCGUCUGCUACACCGAAAAAAGGGACUCCCUGGACUUGGACCGCGUCAGAGACAAGGCGGCGUCCAUCAUCGUUGAAUUGAUUUCUCAAACUCCAGAGCUGAAAGACCAUAUGAGAUGCGCCCGCGGUCCAGUGAAACCCCACAACGUACUCCCCAUCGGCUUCGGUUUCCGUCCAAGGCGCCACGUGAAGCGAGGCCCCAUCCCAGGCUCUCUUCUUGUCAGCCACUAUCUUCGUAAGAGGAGGAUGCUUCCUUCUUCAACUUCAACUCACUGUGAAGCGUUGAGUUUUGCAUCCUUAAUUGAGGCCAAGGGACGGAUGGUGGAUCUUGUUGGUAAAACUUUUUCUUUGUUUAGUUAUACAACUUUGAAAGAGGGUAAGCGACAUCAAGGGUGCCCACUUCAAUCUGUCUCUAACAAAGGUGCUCCUGUUGGUCCAGUCUCAAACACUAAUCUUGAUGCAUCCAGGAGUCCAGCUACACAUUCUAGCCUCUCAUUGGACACCGACCUUGAACUCAAGGUGAGGGAAUGGGCAGUUUAUCUUACAGAUGAUCGGUUGGAAGCCUGGCCAGACACGAGUCAAGGGUAUCUGCAUAUUCGUCGAUCUGUCGACAAGGAUGUUGCCCAAGUCUCACAGACUAUCCCUGAUACCUGGACGACGCCUGCUGAAAGUUCUGCAAUUCCAUCAUUCACAAAAGCAGCUACUGAAGUUGUUGCAGAUGCUCCAUCCUUAGUGCAGGAGAAACGACCUGCUAUGUAUCAAUAUGGGAUCUCACCAGUGGCAGAUGCAGGUGUUCUACCCUCACAGGCCAUGUCUGCUAUGUGGCCAUAUCCUUAUGAUCGCCUUUUCAUUUCAACAGUGAAAAAUGCAGGUGCUCUAUCCUCUGAGGGCAUUUCUAAUAAUUGUGCAUCUCCUACUCCUUAUGAAUACUCUGUGGUCUCAGUAGUGAAAAAUACAGGUGCUCUACCCUCAGAUACCAUGUCAGCUAUCGAGGCAUCUCCUUCUGAAAACUCUCUGAUCUCAGCAAUGACAAAUGCAGGUACACAUAAGCAUUUUAGUGGAGAACAAUGCUAUACUGAGAAUGAUUGCCAGGGUUUCAGUCCAAGGAAGAAUCCAAGGAUGGAACUCACAACGGUUGGGCAAGGCCAUAAUCCAAAAAGGCAACGGAAAACUCUGGGUUCGCUGAUUGAAGCUGAAGCUGAAGAUCACGUCUCAGCGUGUUCUUGAGUGCACAACUGAGUGGUGGCAUCGACUCUGCUCGUGUUGCUUCUAUCUUUGUCAAAAGACUAUCUGUUAGGCUCCGAUCAUGUUAGACAAUAUCUGGUGCUGAAUGCUUCAGCUACGUUAUGCCAUGUUAAUUAUUAUGUUGUCAUGCAA